GAAAGGAUUCCACCCGUCCAUCUGCUUUUCCAUUGCUUGAAAAAGAGUCCAGCACUAUCGUCUUGCUCUUCUGUUAAAAUGGCAAGCAGCUCAUGUAGUAGAAAAAGGCAGCCUUUGGCUAAUAAGGAGCCACUUCAGACCACAGAAGAUCCUGAAAUAUUCAUGAACCAUCCGGCUCCAGCAAACAGCCGUUACAAACCCACUUGCUAUGAGCAUGCUGCUAACUGUUAUACUCAUGCGUUCCUCAUUGUUCCAGCAAUUGUGGGUAGCGCUCUCCUCCAUCGUCUCUCUGAUGACCGGUGGGAAAAGCUAACUGCGUGCUUGUAUGGAGUUGGCCUCUGUGCACUCUUCAUUGUAUCCACAGUGUUUCAUAUAAUUUCCUGGAAAAAGAGUCAUCUGAGGACCAUGGAGCACUGUUUUCAUAUGUGUGAUAGAAUGAUGAUCUAUAUCUUUAUCGCAGCAUCCUAUGCACCGUGGUUAAAUCUUCGUGAGCUUGGACCUCUGGCAUCCCAUAUGCGUUGGUUUAUCUGGCUUAUGGCUGCUGGAGGAGCCAUUUAUGUAUUUCUCUACCAUGAAAGGUAUAAAAUUGUGGAGCUUUUUUUCUACUUAGCAAUGGGUUUUUCUCCAGCUUUAGUAGUAACGUCCAUGAACAAUACUGAUGGACUUCAAGAAGUCGCCUGGGGAGGCUUAAUUUAUUGUAUGGGAGUGAUCUUCUUCAAGAGUGAUGGGAUCAUUCCAUUUGCCCAUGCUAUCUGGCAUCUGUUUGUUGCGACGGCUGCUGCAGUUCAUUAUUACGCUAUCUGGAAGUAUCUUUACCGAAGCCCGGCAGAUCUCAUCCGUCACUUAUGAUACACAACACGGCUCCAACCUGCACUAUGCUUCCAACUCAGUAUUAUUUGGGUAAAAGAUUCUGGAGAAAUAUUGCACAGGGGGGAAAUGCACUGACUUUGAUAGUUUUAUGAACACAUUUACUGUGAACUAAAAUGAGUUCUUGAAUUGCUGUUCAUAGAUGAAGUGCUAAACGCACAAUUCUCCAAACAUUUUUUCCUGUGGAAGUCCCUACUGAAAUAAAUGAGAGUGGCGCAAGUGUGGUACACAGCUUCUGCUCAUUUCAGUGUGGCUUGCACAUGAGCAUUUCCCUUCUAUAUUGCACAUGCUGUCAGUGUUCAACGGCUACAAUACAACACAAAGUAUUGCACACUUAAGUCCAUUGAAAUCAAUGGACUUUAGAGCAUGCCUAACUUUCACUUUGUGGGUAAAGAGACCACAUACUACAUUACUAACAGUCCAUUCCACAUUAACAGGAAAAACAGUGUAAAAAUGACUGGCUGUCUGAUGUUUACAAAUUUUUAAAAAGUGUAUUUAAUGGGUUUAAUUUUUUGCAACUUUAAACUAAAUGACAGUUUUGAAUUAUGGAAGUUGAUGCAGUAGCAGAGACUUAAUUCCUUUUUUAAGUUGCUUUCUACCACUUUUUCAUAAACUGUUUUAUUACAUUCAGAUCACAGACAGAACAAUGUAGCUUUUCCUCACCGCUUGUCCUAAUGUGACUUUUACUAAAAACAACUGUUUUGUAAAUGAAUUUUAAAAGUACACACGCUAAAUAAAAAUGUAUCUGCUGUUGUGCAGUCGAACCAACAGGGAAACUGAGAGAAAUGGCUACAUUCCACACAAUGUGCUGACAGAUAUACCUCUUGCAAAGGUUUCUAUUGAAACAGUGUGUUAAACAAUUAUGGAUUUCAAAAUGAGCUCUGCAAAGGCUUUAACCUGAAGACUUGUUACCUUCCACAAGACACUGAAUGGUUUGAUUUGGGUUCACUGUAACAAUAUGAGUUUUGCUGACUUAACACAUGAAUUUGUUUUAGAUAUGGUAAAAGUACUCUGGAAAUGUGGCACCAGUACAACAAGCAACUGGCAGUUACCAUUCUUAGCCUAAAUCACUCUUGGAAAGCAUAACUGGUUUUAUAAAUGUAUCAGACACUUUGGUGCUCAAAUGACGAGGCUUACCACAAUUUAGGCAGACUGUUCUCAUUGGAUAUGGGUAGGAAGUUUGUCCCUCACUCCUUCUGUCCUUCCCCGACAUAGCCUAUAAAGUUUUGAGUAUUAAUAGUUAAUUACACCCAAAUGGCCUUUUCAGGGAGCGAAGCUUGAAUAACUUGAUAGGUCUCAUCAGUUCUGGGACAAAGUAGCAAAACCGGGCUUUAAGUGUGCUGCUUUUUAGUAUUCGGGACAAUGAAAUGUGGUAGCAAUUUGAUUGUAGAACAUGUGCAUUGAAUAACAAGAUUUUAGAAUCUCACUGUAAUGACUUGUGUCCAGUUACUGUAGUGUGUCCCACUGUACUAUGAAUGUCUUAUAUUAAGAUUGAAUUUAUUCUUUUUCUAACUUGCUCUUUUUCAUGUCAGUGUUUUUAAAAAAAACAACAACAGAAACAACACGUUGUCUUUUUCAGAUUUUACUCUGGAUAUUUUGCCUGUCAACAGUAGACCUGUAUUAUAGGGAUGGCUUUUUUUUCUCCCCAAGGUAAUAUAUAAUUUCUUCUAGUCUUGCCAGUGGUUUGUUUCGUAUUUUAGAAUGAGGUGCACUUGUAAGACAUUUUGCAGGAAGGGACAACUGUUAAGAAAACCAUAGGGCAUUGGAAGUCUGCUUCCACACAGUAUUAGCCAAUGUCUACCAAACAGUCCCAUACCAGAGUCACUUCCAAAGCAUGGCAGGGCUCCAGAUUGCACAUAGAGCUCUGGAGAAAUAGGAUCACACUGCUCUUGUUGAUAUUGUUAUAUGUUCCACAUGUACAAUUGGAAAAGGGUGGAGAUGCUUAUCAAAAUUCCUAUGUUAUUGGAACCUCUGGAUGGGGCAGAGCUGGUUAGAUUUUCUUAGUAGCAUGAAAUUGAAACAGCAGAACAGACUGUGAAAGUCCUGGAACAUCUGAAUGCCUCAGCUUUUUUUAACUUAAUGUGUUUGACUUUAAUAUAUUCACUUUUUUUGUGAGUUCAUCUACUCUGUUCAAGUGCAGUACUGUUAAUACCACUAAGAUAUAUGUAAAGCUCUUAGCUUUUGUCGAAACUAUGAAACUGGCUCCAGUUAGUCCUGCUGCCUUUAUGGUAACUUCUUAUGGUCUUUUUAAUGUGUGUGUGUGUUUUUAAGAGUGAAAAGUUGUUUGCUUUUUUUAAAAAAAGAAGAAGAAUCAAACUCGCCAAAAAUACUUUGAAUUCGGUCUAG
Messenger RNA from Gekko japonicus, 3213 nucleotides. RefSeq names its product monocyte to macrophage differentiation-associated (gene MMD). The transcript is spliced from 7 exons. NCBI's taxonomy places the organism in Eukaryota, Metazoa, Chordata, Lepidosauria, Squamata, Gekkonidae. Gene Ontology annotation, molecular function: pore-forming activity. The record is from RefSeq and is a predicted model, not a curated record. Gene Ontology annotation, cellular component: membrane. Bases 79 to 849 code for a protein of 256 amino acids.